AAAAGUUCCAGGUUCCAGGUAUACCUUGAAGCUGCGUCCUGCUCCCAGUCCGGCCAGCAUCUGUGAAGAUGGGUUCCAGAGGUCUUCUGCUGAGUGUCACCUUCCUGAGUCUCAUUGCUGGAGGCAUAUCAGAAUCAGUUCAAAUUCUACCUGGUCCUGUGCCAAAUGAAUCAUGCCACUCUCCAGAAAUCGGCACUGAACCCCCACCCCCCAAAUGUGACUAUACGAUGAUCGCAUCAUUCAGAAUGGCCAGCGGAUCCCAAAGCAAAGUCUGCACGAGGAUGAAGAGUGAAAAGCCCGUCACUAUCACGGUUGUGCUGGAGUAUUUUUCUGAAAUCUUAACCAUUCUCAUCAAACCAGACACUUCUAAUCAUUAUGAAUGCACUGAAUUCACCGUGCCAGAAGUUGAUGAGGAGACACAAGCUUUUAUCAGUUUUGCGGCUACUGGUGACGAGGUUAAUGUGGCGGAUCGAAGAGCUGUCGUGAUUGUUGUCCCGCAAUCAGCCUGCAUGUUUCAGAAAAGCCAACCUAUCUACAACCAAGGGGAAGAAAUACAAGUAAAGAUGGUAUGUUACGAUGAAAACAUGAACCAAGUUGUAAGAAAUUUCACAACAGUCACACUUGUGGACCCAAAUGGAGCUCAUGUUUGUCAGAUUCUCAAUCCCUCGAUAAUCCAUGGUGUGGUGCACGUGGUCUUCGAACUAUCUCCUCUCGCAGAGCUUGGGUUUUGGCAAAUAACGUUUGAAGAUGAUAAGAAAGCAACUGAAUAUGUAUCUGUUCAGGUUAAUAGAUUCGAUCUACCAAGAGUUGAUUGGAAAGCCAAGUGUCCCGACACCAUCUCUGUUUUGGACGAAAAAAUUGACAUUUCUGGAGUUGCAGAAUACACAUAUGGGGACCCUGUACCAGGCACUGCUGUGGUCCGGUGCUGCAGAACUGUACCUAAAUAUGGAAGAGAAGCCAACUGCUUCCGGGGUAUUGAUGACAUCUGCGAUGAGUUUACAACAGAGCUGGACGAGGACGGCAAGUUCAGUGGAUGGAUGGACUUGGCUAAAUUUAACUUACCAUUUUCUGGACUUUCAAAUUACAUGACGUGUGACAUUACAAUGAAAGAAGACGGGACAGGUGAUGUGUAUCCUAGUUCCUGCUACAUGCAGAUCACCAACAGGCUCGCUGUCAUCCGGCUGGAUCGUACAUUCAUAGGCUCGAGCUACAAUAAAGUCCACCUACCAGUUGCCGCAACAUUAACAGAUGAGAAAGGCAACCCGUUGCCUUUUGCAAGAAUUAAAGUGCAGAUUGAUGGAGCAGAUGUCAAAUGUCUAACAACUGACGCUGAUGGAAGAGCUGAGACUGAGAUAGACACAUCUUCCUACAACAAUCCCAACAUCACCCUUUCUGUCUCUUAUGAAGAUGACGACCUCUGCUAUGGCAGGAAUGAAUAUGACAAUUACUACAUCAAUUACCCCAAUGAUAAGAUGGUGCUCUUUCGUUCUUACUCAAAGUCACGGAGCCAUAUACGUAUAAGACCUCUACAGGGUCAGUUGUCCUGCGAUAAGAGUUACAGCAUGAACGUGGAUUAUUCAUUCACAGAAGAAGGAGUUGGGAAAGGUGCAACUACCAUCAACAUCCUAUACAUUUUUAUGUCAAGACACAACAUUGCAGCUCAUGGUGAAGUCCCUAUUGACCUGUCAGAAAGUUAUAAAGGAUCAGUCACAAUAGAAUUUACCGUUGAUAGUACAUUUGCAACAGGAGCUACAUGCAUGGCCUAUGCGCACAUGACGGAGGACAUUAUUACAGACACUGCAUCACUAAACGUAGACGCCUGCUUCAAGAAUAAGGUGAAUUUGGAAUUCACGGAGGAGAUUGUGGCCCCAGGAGCGACCGUUCAUCAAAAAAUAACAGCUGCACCAGGGUCCUUCUGUGGGUUAAGAGGAACAGACGCCUCCUUCACAUUGCUCAACCUAUAUGAUGAAUUUAAUGCUAAUCAUGUAUACAAUAAAGUGCAGUCUUAUAUUUAUGGUUUAAAUCAUAACGACAUUCAUUAUGAGGACCCCAAACCUCCGUGUAUUGAUGGAAACAAGGAAGACUUUCACAAUGGGAUGUACUGUAGGCCAAGCAGCUGCAGAACAGAUGAGGAAGCCUAUCAAGCCUUUAAGGAUCUCAAUUUGCAGAUGGGUUCAAGUCUUGACACGAGAAGACCCGUAGUCUGUGGGAUGGAGAAUGAACCUGACUUUUCAUCUUCAUUUUCAGGUGUCGUUUUUGCUGCAGAAGGUAGACCUUUUGCGGAUGGAGAGCCUAGGGCAACAAGUAUUGACACCAUUCGUACAGACUUUAGUGAAAGCUUUGGAUAUACAUCAAUCAUUAUUGGUGAAGGCGGCGAAGAAAUAGUCAGUGCGGUAAUCUCACAAAGUAUCACUUCCUGGGAGAGUGACGCAUUCUGCAUUUCGGCUAACGAAGGUCUAGGCUUGACCACUGUGCCGGCAACGACCACCACAAAACAGGAUUUUUUUGUGCAGUGUUCUAUGUCAACGUACGCCAUUCGAGGAGAAGCGUUGACUGCCAGUAUCGGGGUCUCCAACAACAUGGACAAAUGCGCACAUGUUGAAGUAUCAUUCGAUGAAUCUGAGAACUUUGAGGUGGCCUCUGUGGACAACAAGGGACAGCAAUGUGUCUGCGGAAAGCAGAAAUCCUUCUGGACAAUAUCAAUCUCAUUUAAAAUCAUAGGCAUUUUCGAACUCGGAAUUACAGCGAAAACAACGAAGAUCUCUGAUACAUGUGAUGGAGACAAUGAUGAUACCCAGCCGUCCCACUCAGACAAAAUCGUACUGAUCAUCACAUCGGAGGCUGAAGGUAUUAGAAGACGGGAAUCUUCCAGUCACUUUCUCAGUGUCUCAGAUUCAACAAAUGAAGCAGAAAUCAGUGUAGUUGAACCAGAUGACUUGGUGCCUGAGUCCUUUGAAUUAACUGUACAUAUCAUGGGUGAGCCUGUGGCCUUAAUGGCAGGAAACUACAACAACUUGCUAUCUACUCCCUCCGGGUGCUGUGACCAGAUGCAGGGUAGCUUGCAGGCCCUUAUCUUCCUUAAAGAACAUCUAGAGAACCUUGGAGAGCUAACUGAUGACGAAUCAAAGAAAAUGGAGGAUAAACUUCUAAAAGGCUAUAUGGAUAUGAUUAGAUGUCAACAAUAUGAUGGAAGCUUCAGUCGGUAUCCAGGCACCUCUGGAACAAGCACUUGGGGGACCAUCUUAGGUCUUCGUACACUUAUCCAUCUGAGCAAACACAUUUAUAUUGAUGAGAACAUCCCAAAAAAAAACUUUGCAUACCUAGGAAAAAUACAGGACUCGAAAAGUGGCUGCCUUAACCCUGAAUGGUACUGGUCCACCAACCAGGUGAACAAUAAUGCCACCAUCGCGUACAAUGCCAUGGCGGCAUCUAUACUGUGGGAAAUGUCUGAUACAUUUAGUGCCGCAGCACCGAUUCUAGACGGCGUACAAAGGUGUCUUGAUAAUGCGGACUUUUCCAGCCAGGAUACUUCCACCCAAGCUCACAUGUUAAAUGCUGCAGCUUCAGCUGGAAACUGGGACCAAUGGCAGGACAUGUACGAUUUCCUGGAAACUACGUCCAUCAGCGACGGUGGCACACAGUUUUGGGUUUAUGAGGCUGAUGUGACUUUAGUAUUAUCGCAGUUUUUACAAAAACAGAGUACUGGAAACAUCCCGAUCACAGCAACCAUACUGAUAAGCAUGACGAAACAUCCAAGCCCCAGUCAAGAGCUUUUAAACGCAAUGGGCAGGAUAUCAAAAUGGCUGGCUGGUCGAAUUACUGGAUCUGGAGGUUUUUAUGCUGCGCAGUCGACAUCAUUGGCGAUUGAAGCAAUGACUCGCUUUAGUCAGAUGACCAAUACCAAGGAGACCGACGUCGUUGUUUCUGUACUUCAAAAUGAAGUGGAGGUUUUCAAAGUGCAGAUUAACAACAAAAAUCGAUUUCUUGUCCAGAGUACGAAUAUCCCUGUACCCUUUGCGGAGUAUACAGUCGCCGUCACCGGGACAGGCAGCGCUUUUGUUCAGUUUACGACUACCUACUACAUACAGAUCCCUAAAGAAGAACAUUCUGCUUUUGACGUGGCUGCCCAGGCAACAGCAAUGAAUUGCUUCGGUGGGGUGGCAAAAAAGGUCGAUGUUACCAUUACUAUCAGAUACAAAGGAGAUAGAGUGGAGAGUGGCGAUGUUAUUGUGACUGUGAGCUUAAUGACUGGAUAUCAGCCUGACUUAAGUUCAAUAAAACGGUUUGAAAACAUCGCAGAUUAUAGAAUGGAUGGCAACAAAGUUCUCUUCUAUUUAUACUCAGUCAGUGGCACAGAAACUAAGUUCACUAUGACAACAUACUUGCAGAACAAGGCCUCGACCUUAAUGGCAGCCUCCGUUGUAGUAGAAGCUUUAGAAACAGGGGAGGUGGGAGGUGCAAGAUACACGCAUCCAUGUGCCAGUGAACCUGAGAUAGAGCAGGCCGAAUAACUGUGGUGGCAC
Molecule: messenger RNA, 4523 nt
Organism: Rana temporaria (common frog)
Lineage: Eukaryota; Metazoa; Chordata; Amphibia; Anura; Ranidae
Product: ovostatin homolog
Exons: 38
Coding region: 69-4511 (1480 amino acids)
Cellular component (GO): extracellular region
Molecular function (GO): endopeptidase inhibitor activity
Source: RefSeq, a predicted model, not a curated record